AUGAAGGACAUCUUCGUUGUGAGAAGAACCGCGCUGCUUCUCAUCUCCGAUGGAUCAGUGCUUCUGACGGAGAGGUCGCAGGUUCUGAAGCACUGGGUCGAGCUCUUCAGGUGCGUCUUCAACCGUCACUCUACAAUCUCCGACGGCGACAUCUACCGGCUCCCCCAAGUGGAAAUCAGCAUUGACCUGAAUCUCCCGCACUCUCUCCCAGAAGCCAUCCGAACCGUGCAGCAGCUGUCCAGCGAGAAAACGUCUGACUCCCAUGGGAUUCCAGCUGAAAUCUACAAACACGGUAGCCACUGUCUAGUGGAUCACCUCACAGCGUUCCUCCAGCAGAUGCGGCGCUGCGGACAGGUCUCUCAGGACUUUAUGGACUCGACAGUAACUCACCUCUACAAGCGAAGAGGAGAUCGGCAACUAUGGGACAAUCGCAGAGGUAUCUCGCUGUUGAAAAUCGACGGGAAAGUCUUCCCUCGCAUCCUCCUCAACUGCUCCAACGGUCAUCUGGAACAAAGGCCUCUUCCGGAGAGUCCGUGUGCAUUCCGGCGACAGCGCCCAACCACCGUCACGAGCUUCGCCGCCGGCCAGCAGCAAAAGAAGUGCCAGGAGAUGAGGACUCACCUCUGUACCACAUUCGUAAACCUCAGACUAGCCUUCGACCAAGUGGAUCGCUAG
Molecule: messenger RNA, 675 nt
Organism: Spirometra erinaceieuropaei
Lineage: Eukaryota; Metazoa; Platyhelminthes; Cestoda; Diphyllobothriidea; Diphyllobothriidae
Source: the annotation of a GenBank genome assembly